Messenger RNA from Serpula lacrymans var. lacrymans S7.9, 598 nucleotides. RefSeq lists its product as uncharacterized. Lineage: Eukaryota; Fungi; Basidiomycota; Agaricomycetes; Boletales; Serpulaceae. The transcript has a single exon. The record is from RefSeq and is a predicted model, not a curated record. The annotation marks the transcript as partial.
UUUGAAAAGCAAAAAAACAAGAUAACCAGUAAAUAAGUAAAUGUUAAUACGAAACAAAGUAGAAUCUAUUUAAUCUUCUGAUGCCAUCGCCCAACUUCAGAAUGCAAAUCAGGCCCACACCAUCAUUCCUUGACAGAGAACAUUACUCGCAGCGAAGACGCCAAGUGCUCAACUCGAAACUGAUUGAUAUCUUGCAGAUCAACAUAUACUUUUACUCCAACACUAGUCUACGAAACAAAUAUUAGCUUAUAUAAGUUGAUGGGAGAUUUACUGUGAAGACAUGUAAGUCGAUGACAUCUGAAUGCAUCCUACCUACCAGAUGGAAUCAAGGUGACAUACACUACAUUGCCGUAUUCACUAUGUUGAAAAAUGCCGAAUCAAGUAGCACGCAACCAAGAAAGGAUGGGGAGUUUCUGCAGGACGGAAGGUUGCGACCACGAGCUCGAUUGCAUUACUAGGAGUAGUAAACUUGACUUCAGUACACCGGAGAGUUGCUGGGUACAAUAUUUCGUGAUCUAUACGGAGGAAAAGAGAAGAAAAUACGAUGAGGGGAAAACGCAGAAUGUAGUACGACUCACCAAGAGGUCGAAAUCGAAGC